UCCGCGUGUCUCGCAGCAGCAGGUGAACAUGAGUGCCUCAGUCGCCUCUGACAGCAGACUUCGCUCAUGGAUGGAGGAGAACGCGUCUUUCUCAGUUUGACGCGAAUUAAUUUCUUUGAAUGAUGAAGGUGUUGACUUCCGCGGACCGUUGGACAGUUUUGAGCUCACGCGCUUUUGUUUUUUUCGAAGUCAACUAAUUCAUCGGCUGCAUCGUCUGUCUUCGUUUUAGCGUCUGCGCCUGCUGCCACUAUUUUCUAAAAUGGCUUUUGCCAAAUUCAGCAAGAUCCUCCGACUUCCCACAAUUGAGGUGAAGAAGAAAACCAAACAGUACGAGCACGUUCAUCGGGACGUAAAUCCGAACGACAUUUGGGAAAUUAUCGGGGAACUGGGCGAUGGCGCUUUCGGAAAAGUUUAUAAGGCCCAGAAUAAAGAGACGGGUGCUCUCGCUGCGGCCAAAGUCAUCGAGACCAAGAGCGAAGAGGAGCUGGAGGACUACAUGGUGGAGAUCGACAUCUUGGCGUCCUGCAACCAUCAGUACAUCGUCAAACUGCUCGAUGCCUUCUUCUACGACAACAACCUGUCGAUAAUGAUCGAGUUUUGCCCCGGAGGUGCCGUCGAUGCCACUAUGUUAGAGCUGGACAGUCUUGAAGAGCCUCAGAUCCGGGUGAUCUGUAAACAGAUGCUGGAGGCUCUUCAGUAUCUCCACAGUAUGAAGAUCAUCCACAGAGACCUGAAGGCUGGAAACAUUCUGCUCACGCUGGACGGAGACAUCAAGCUAGCGGAUUUUGGAGUUUCUGCAAAAAACAGCAAAACUCUUCAGCGACGAGACUCUUUUAUCGGGACUCCAUAUUGGAUGGCUCCGGAGGUGGUGAUGUGCGAGACCAUGAAGGACGCUCCGUACGACUACAAGGCUGACAUCUGGUCCUUGGGCAUCACGCUGAUCGAGCUGGCUCAGAUAGAGCCGCCCCAUCACGAGCUCAACCCCAUGAGGGUCCUGCUGAAAAUCGCCAAGUCCGAGCCGCCCACCCUCGAGCAGCCGGCCAAGUGGUCGAUGGAAUUUAAGGAUUUCCUGAAAAAAGCUUUGGACAGAAACCCUGAGACGAGGCCGACGGCCGCUCAGCUUCUAGAACAUCCUUUCGUCAGUUCGGUGAAGACCAACCGUCCGCUGAGAGAGCUGGUGGCCGAGGCCAAAGCCGAGGUGAUGGAGGAGAUCGAGGACAAUCAAGAAGAAGCAGAAGACGAGGACCCUGCUGACCUCUCACCUGCGCCCAUCAAAGACCCUUCAGAAACCAGCGAGACCAGUUUAUAUGGCGACCAUCACCACAACGAAGCUCCGAUGGAGCUCGAGGAGGAGCCCAGGACCCCCGAGUCCACCGAAGCUCCUCCGAAAGAGCAGGACGAUCUCAGCGACAAGUUCCCAGAAGAGGACCACGACAAACCCGAGAGCGAGGCGUCAGGCAAGACCUCCAGCUCCGACUCGGGCAUCGAGGACGGGAAAAGCACCCCCACCCACGAAGAGGACCCCAAGGUCUCGGAACCAGAGCUUCCUCCUCUGAGGACGGCAGAACCUUCGGAGUCAUCGGAGUCUUCCUCGGACGCCGCGGAGCAGCCCCCGGAGAAACCGGAGGAACCGGAGAAGGAAGAAGCUCGCGGCGUGAGGGAGAUGCCCAGCCAGCGCGUGGUUCUGGACCGCGCCGAGUCCAGAGAGCCGAGCAAGCGCGCGUCUGCGGCGAGCGCACCGCUCUCUCUGGCUGCCGAGGACGGCGAGAGGUUAUCCAACGGCAGGCUGUCGAAACGACUCUCGGAUGUGACGAGCGAGAACAUGGACAUCAGCCUGAACCUGUCGGGGGAUAUGUCCGUCAACAAAGACCUGGGCACCAUCUCUUUACGGGACCACAAGAAGACGCUGAAGCGCACGCGUAAGUUCCUGGUGGACGGCGUGGAGGUGAGCGUCACCACCUCCAAAAUCAUCACCGAUGACGAGAAGAAGGAUGAAGAAAUGAGGUUCCUCAGGCGCCAGGAGCUUCGAGAUCUGCGUCUGCUGCAGAAAGAACAGCAUCGAGCGCUCACUUUGCUCAACCUGAAGCUGAAAGAGCAGCGGGAGCAGAUGCAGCGCAGGGUCGACCAGGAGAUGAACGCCAAGAAGAAGUACUACGACACGGAGCUGGAGACGCUGGAGAAACAGCAGAAGCAGACCAUCGAGAGGAUGGAGACGGAGCACACCGUACGCCUGCGGGACGAGGGCAAGCGCAUCCGAGCCGAGCAAGAGAAGGCCUACAACAAGUUCCUGGACCUGAUGAAGCACCGCAAGAAAGAGGUCAAACAGGAAGUGGAGAAAAUGCCCAGGAGUCAGAGGAAAGAAAGCAUGAAGGUCAAAAUGACCAACUUCCAGCACAUGAAGUCAGAGGAGGAGGAGAAGUUCGUUGUUGUCUCAUCUGGGAGAGGAACAGAACCUGCUCCGAGGUGGAGCUCCUCAAUGCACUCAGACCCCAGCUUCCUCCAGAGAUGUCCCUGCACACCUUCUCACGCCUGGCUGCUGUUUCCUGUCAGAUCAACUCGAGCGCCACCCUCUGGGACCUGGAAGAGAAGAGCUUGCACUCAGAGACACCAGCUCCUCAAGCAGCAGCUGAAGGACCAGUACUUCCUGCAGAGACACCAGCUCCUCAAGAAGCACGAGAAGACCUCUCUCUGUCUCUGUUCCUGCCUUCUCUCACUGACCACCACCUCUCUCUCUCUCUCUCUCUCUCUCUCUCUCUCUCUGUCUCUCUCUCUCUCUCUCUCUCUCUCUCUCUCUCUGUCUCUGUCUCUCUCUCAGUUCUCAAGGCUGGAGGAGAAGAGGCAGAAGGCCGAGAGACUGCACCAGCAGCAGAAACACGAGAACCAGAUGAGAGAUAAGAUCAGCGAGUGUGAGGGAAACUCUAGAGAACUACAGCAGCUGCAGAAUGAGAAGUGUCACCUGCUGAUAGAAAGCGAGAGCGCAGCGUCUGAAGUCUCUGGUGAGCAGCACAACCAGCAGCUGAAGGACUGGAGAGAACGGCUGAAGCCCAGGAAGAAGGUUCUGGAGGAAGAGCUGACUCUGAGGAAGAAAGAGCAGGAGCUUUUCUUCAGGAUGAGUGAAGAGUCCGAGUGUCAGAACGUGUCUUCUCCAAACAAGCUCACCAAGUUCCUGCCGUACGUCGACUCGUCCACCACAUGACGACACACACCACCACAUGAUCACACACACACACACACACACACACACACACACACACAGUACUGGUUUGAUUCUGGUGAGUUAGAAAGCUUCGCCUUUGCUUUAUUUAAAAGCUACUGUUGCUAUUUUAUCUUCAACUGAGCAAAAACUGCAUUGCCAAAGAUAAUGUACAAACCUUGCAUAUUCCUAUAUAUUUGUAUUUUUUCUAUGAUUGUUUAAUAUAUAUAUUGCAACUUCUCGAUUUUCUUUUAUAGCCAGUUUCCUCGCACAGAUGUCUGUACUUCUGUUUUAAUUUGAACCGCCGCACAAGUUUUAAUUGGUACAUUGUUAUUUUACCGUUUUGUGUUUUAAACAGUAACUCAUUUGUCACUUUUAUUCUUCUGCUAUGAUAAGGAGCGUCCGAGGCACAUUUACUGUAACUUCAUCACACUGGACCAGAAAUGUCUUUUAUUUUGUAGUUUCUUGUCACCGAACCGAAGUGCAAUACGUAGUUGUGUUCUGAUUUUAUACACGUGUUUUAUUUCACAACGACUUCCAUUCUUUUUAUUUACCAAAGCCUGGAGGUACGAGGACUUUAAAGCUUUUUUUUUAUGAAUGUUGAGUCUGUAAUUCUGUUAACUAAAGAUUCGGUGCGGAUGAUGUACCAAAGUCUUGUCCCGUCAGAGUAUCUCUAAUAAAUCAGAUGUUUAUUAUUCACCCUUA
Puntigrus tetrazona (Sumatra barb) is the source of this 3898-nucleotide messenger RNA. Its product is annotated as serine/threonine-protein kinase 10-like. Gene Ontology annotation, biological process: protein phosphorylation. Gene Ontology annotation, molecular function: protein serine/threonine kinase activity; ATP binding. Lineage: Eukaryota; Metazoa; Chordata; Actinopteri; Cypriniformes; Cyprinidae. The record is from RefSeq and is a predicted model, not a curated record.